UACAAAGGGAGCCGCUAGUCUUCUGCCCACCCACUGUUUAUAGCUCUCCUCGGUCAGAAUUUCCUUCCUUCCACUCAAAGUAGUCUAUUCAUCCAGAGCACCAGGUCUCACCAUGGCAGCUAAUGAUUACCGAGGCUACCUGAGGAACCACUCCGACACAGAGAGCGCUCAGCCCCGCUACCACCCGUCCCAUGGCUCGGAACCCACCUAUAGACCGCUUAUAUUCGGAACUCUUGCUGUUAUGGGAUUGCUGCAGAUUGCAUCGAGUGUGGCGAUCUUGUUACACUUGACAGGUUAUCUCCAAGAGGUAGACAUCUCCUCUGCCCCACAGCAGCCAAUAGAGGAAGUGCAGACAGAACCGAUCAUUGCUGACGCCCUGAGGGACCCAAGAAAAGGCAGACAACGCUGCAAAAACCAGGGGAGGGAGGGGCUUCCAUCAGCUCAUCUACCAAUCAAAGUGACCAUCGACUACGUGAAGAGUAAGCUCAUAGAAGUAGCCAACAAGGGGGAGCUAAGAGCAGCUAUGAUCCAUUGGGACGAGGCGCAGGGUCACCUGAAGAAGAUGCGUUACCAUGACGGCCGUCUCCUGGUGGAUGAGCCAGGCCUGUACUACGUCUACGCCAAGACCUGUUUCCGCUACUACGACCUGGAACCUGAGACAGAGCCCAGCGACGCCCCUGGACACGCCCUCGCCACACCCCAGACCGUGGACGUAAACAACGCCCAGCUCAUCCAGUACAUCUCCCAGGAGAAACACACGUCCUCGCCCAGCAAGUCUGUGGUGCUGAUGAAAACAGGCAGCACCAUGCGCUGGAAUAACUCUCAGUAUAACAUGUACUGUGCCCAGCAGGGCAGGGGGGUGAUGCUACAGCACGGGGACGGACUGUUUGUUAACGUGUCCAACGCCUGGAUGCUGGACCCUGAACCGGAGGGGACAUACUUUGGGGCGAUCAAGAUGGGGAACUGAACCCACAUACAGAGGAGGAGGAUGUGCUACUGGAUGUUCUGCAGGCGUAACUGCCAAACAACCACAGAGAGACAGAGCACUUACUGCAUGUGAGAUUACUGGAUUUGUGUUUGAUUUGUUUUUGUAUUGAAAAGGUAUGGGCUAUGUUGCUCUUCACCAGAUAGCCUUCUUACCCGAUAGAGAAUGAGGAUAGGCAGUUAUUUAGAUGAGGUGUUAUGGAUACCUCUGGUCACUCACUAGGCCUUCAACAAACCACAUAAUAUGCCGUGCACACAUACUUUAGACAAGACAACCAUUUUCCUUAUGGUCCAAAACUACACUGGAUGCUUUUUAGUAGACUUUUUUAUACAGCUGAUUUUAUACAACAUUUUAUCAACCACUUAAGAUUGUUGAUAUUUGUCAUUCCAGGGAGCGCUUUUGAAAAUGUUUGUACAAUGUUUUUUUCAAGCGUAGUAGUAUGAAUCCUAUUGAGAAUGUUUCUGUUUAUCGGCUAACGACACAGUCAUUCCUCAUCCCUAGCCUGGCCCCUCAUAGUUUACUAAACAUUGUCAUCGUCUUGAACAGAAGCACAGCUGGGGUACUUUGUUUCUAACUGAGUAGAGUUUUCACCAAUCAUGCUCCUCGGUCUCUCUUUGGAAAGGAUGAAGUGGAGGUUAGAGGGUGAAUAGGAUGUUAUUCAGUAGUGAACACAGUACUAUUGUCCGUUCAGGCAACAUUUAACAUGACAUAAUGUGCUGUGUAAGAACAGAUAUAAAACUGUUCAUUUUUGUUUUCCAAGAAAAUACAGAAAAGUGAGUACAGAAGAGGCAGCUAAUGGCUCCAUAACUGCAUUGACUUAGUUUAUCCAGGAGAGACUUGGUGUAAUCCCUCAUCACAGUAACUGCAUUGACUUAGUUUAUCCAGGAGAGACUUGGUGUAAUCCCUCAUCACAGUAACUGCAUUGACUUAGUUUAUCCAGGAGAGACUUGGUGUAAUCCCUCAUCACAGUAACUGAGGGGAACAUGGUUGUGGUUUGGAUCAAACGUUUGUUUUCUUAUUUUGAUUUGUUUUUCCCCAAACUACAUAGUAUUGAACUCUCCUUGCCCUGUCUUUGGUGGUUUAUACGAGUAAUGAUAAUCAAAAACAACUGAUGUAGCGACGCAAACUGAAGAUAGCUGGCCUGUCUUACCGUAGGGGACAAGAGCAAAUAUUCUUGUCUUUAUGAAACUAGCGGAUCCAGAUUGACUUUGGUCCACCUUUAAUUUAUAGUUUCUUUUUUUCAAUUUACUCUUCGAGAAGGUAAAUGGGAAUAUGCACUAAAUGUAUUUAUUUAUUAGACAUAAAAAUGCAGAUAUGUACCAUUGGUUAAAUGAUCUGUCUGCUUUAAAAUCAUGUAUAUUUUAUGUCUGUAUUACAGUAGGCAGUACUUAGUUUAUCAGUAGAUGCGCUUUUUUUGUUCAAACACAGGGGCUUAAUGUUGAAAUCUGUAUUUAUGUAUUUUUUAUUUUGACAAUUCUGUGUGCACUUGCCUAGCCGAAGCAGAAUAUACUGUCCAUCAUAAGAUUGUAGCAAACUUUAAAAAAAAUCUUCAUCUUGUAAUUUUUUUCAAAAAUUUGAUGUUUAUUUAUGUCAGUUUAACUAAUAAAAUCAUUACUUUUCUAUA
Molecule: messenger RNA, 2609 nt
Organism: Salmo salar (Atlantic salmon)
Lineage: Eukaryota; Metazoa; Chordata; Actinopteri; Salmoniformes; Salmonidae
Product: TNF superfamily member 11
Biological process (GO): immune response
Cellular component (GO): membrane
Molecular function (GO): tumor necrosis factor receptor binding
Source: RefSeq, a predicted model, not a curated record